AUGGCUGGAUCUCGGCUGGUGCAGAUGUUGUUUCUCUCUCACAUGGUGUGCAAAGCAGAUGCAGCCAGGUGUUCUGCGAUUGAUCCUGUGGACGUUCCACAUGAGUGGCACCAGCCAGGUGAAAUCCUUAUUGGUGGGAUCACAUCUCAUGUCAAUUACAUAUUCCCCAAAGUUUCCUUUGAGAAGGAGCCUUCUAAGAACUGGAUUGAACGUUCAGUGGUGACCAAGUUCUACCAGCACCUCCUGGCCUUGGCAUUUGCGAUUGAGGAAAUCAAUGAGAAUCCCAAGAUCUUACCUAAUGUUACUCUUGGAUUCCACAUCUGUGACAGCUACUCUGAUGCAAGAAUGACCUAUCGUACCACUAUGGAUCUUCUUUUCAAAUCUCAUAGGUUUACCCCCAACUACAAAUGUGGCAUCCAGAAAAACCUAAUAGGAAUCAUUGGGGGACUUCACUCUGAUAUUUCUACACACAUGGCCAACAUCUUACGUCUGUACAAGGUUCCACAGGUACCUCCCUUCUCUUUGUGCAACGCCAACUGCCGGUCUGGUCACCAUAAGAAAACAAAGGAGGGGGAGAAAUUUUGUUGCUAUGAUUGUGCGCCAUGUCCAGAAGAGAUGAUUGCGUAUGAGGAGGCUCUGGUGCUUGGAAUCUUCAUUAAGCACCGAGAAACUCCCAUCGUCAAAGCCAACAACCAAAGCCUCACCUACCUUCUCCUCAUCUCUCUCCUUCUGUGCUUCCUCUGCUCCUUGCUCUUCAUUGGACGGCCCAACAAAGUGACCUGCCUCCUCCGACAAACAGCUUUCGGCAUCGUCUUCUCGGUGGCAGUUUCUUGCGUUUUGGCCAAAACCGUUACAGUGGUGAUGGCUUUCAUGGCCUCUAAGCCAGGAAAUAUUUUCCAGAAAUGGAUGGGGAAAAGACUGGCACACUCUAUUGUCUUUUCCUGCUCCCUCGUUCAAAUCUUCAUGUGCUUGGUUUGGUUGGGGAAUUUCCCUCCUUUCCCAGAUUUAGACAUGCACUCAUCGAAUGGAGAAAUCAUUGUGCAAUGUAAUGAAGGAUCAGCCACCAUGUUUUACUGUGUCUUGGGCUUCAUGGGCAUCUUGGCCAUCAUCAGCUUCACUAUGGCCUUCCUAGCCAGGAAGUUACCAGACAGUUUCAAUGAGGCCAAGUUCAUCACCUUCAGCAUGCUGGUCUUCUGCAGUGUUUGGCUCUCAUUCGUUCCAACUUAUCUGAGCACAAGAGGGAAAGACAUGGUAGUCGUGGAGAUCUUCUCCAUCUUGGCCUCCAGUGCUGGGCUGCUGGGCUGCAUCUUUUCCCCCAAAUGCUAUAUCAUUAUUUUGAGACCUAAGCUGAACAACAGAGAGCUCCUUAUGAGGCGAAAAUCUUAA
This is a messenger RNA of Eublepharis macularius, 1386 nucleotides long. RefSeq names its product vomeronasal type-2 receptor 26-like. The record is from RefSeq and is a predicted model, not a curated record. Gene Ontology annotation, biological process: G protein-coupled receptor signaling pathway. The coding region runs from base 1 to 1386 and encodes 461 amino acids. Gene Ontology annotation, molecular function: G protein-coupled receptor activity. NCBI's taxonomy places the organism in Eukaryota, Metazoa, Chordata, Lepidosauria, Squamata, Eublepharidae. The transcript has 4 exons. Gene Ontology annotation, cellular component: membrane.